Dentiscutata erythropus is the source of this 332-nucleotide messenger RNA. Lineage: Eukaryota; Fungi; Glomeromycota; Glomeromycetes; Diversisporales; Gigasporaceae. The record is from the annotation of a GenBank genome assembly.
AAAUUUCUUUUAAACUACAACAUAAAUAUGAUACAAGAAGUCUUAAAAUUAUGCAACUUGAAAAAAAAAACCAACAAUUAAAAGAAUAUAUCCAAGUUCUUGAACAUUCUAAAACUACAUCCUUAUUAUUAAUUAUGAAAUAUCUAUCUAUGAAAGCUUUUUUAAGUGAAGAAAAACCUAAAACUAGACCUAAAGCUUUUAAAUUUGGAAAUUUAGUAACUUCUGAAGCUAUUAUAAAAGAAUUACAAGAAAAAGAGAAUAUUAAGCAAAAGAAAAUAGAAUAUAUAAAAUUAAGAAAAGAACAAAGAGCAAAAAAAAAGCAAAAAAAAUAA